GGAAUGUAAAAAAAGGAUUACCCGAAUGAACGAAAAUUUUUUAAGCAAAAUAAAAUUGCUUCCAUUUUUAUAUUUAAAAAAACCAAAUGUAUAUUUUUUUUAAUUUCAUUUUUCUGUACAAUUUUAACAAACAGGAUUGAAAAUUAAAAAAAAGUUCCAUUUUAUAAUUUUACAAAACCAGAUCAGUAUGCAAAUUUUUAUAAACAUCCCGCAUGAUGACUCCAUAUGUAUUGAGUCAUUCAACGUUAGUAGCAUAAAAGAUGUGAAAGAGAAGAUAUCUGAGUUGAAAGGUAUCCCUUGUGAGGUGCAAAAGUUGUUCAAAAAUGGCCGCCAAUUGGAAGACGAAGAGCUUAUCGAACUUGACGAGGCUGAAUUUGAGUACACCAUAGACUUAACCUUCGGAUUACUUGGUGGUGGCAAAAAAAAGAAAAAGAAAGUUUACAAGAAACCCAAAAAGGAGAAACAUAAGAAGAAAAAGGUCAAAUUGGCUGUACUUAAGUUUUACAAAGUUGGGGACGAUGGAAAAGUGUUCAGAUUGAAAAAGCAGUGUGACAAUUGUGCACCUGGCACCUUGAUGGCUGCUCAUUUUAAUAGGGAAUACUGUGGAAGGUGCCACCUCACCAUUAUGAAAAAAUAAACGAACUAAUAUAUCGUAUAAGCGUUGUUUAAAGGCGUUUUUAAAAAAUGUUUUUUUUCUUUUCUCCUACCCUUCCCAUUUUCCAUUUUCUUUUUUCCUUUUUUCCUUUUUUUUAACUGCAUAUUUAAAGAACAUACGGUGAAAGGAUAAGAAUUAUCAAUUAA
This is a messenger RNA of Plasmodium cynomolgi strain B, 801 nucleotides long. RefSeq names its product ribosomal S27a. The coding region runs from base 188 to 637 and encodes 149 amino acids. Gene Ontology annotation, molecular function: protein binding; structural constituent of ribosome. Lineage: Eukaryota; Apicomplexa; Aconoidasida; Haemosporida; Plasmodiidae. The record is from RefSeq and is a predicted model, not a curated record. Gene Ontology annotation, biological process: translation. The transcript has 3 exons. Gene Ontology annotation, cellular component: ribosome.